AUGUCGUAAAUUACCUCUUCACUUCUUAAAGUAGUAAACACUUAGAUUUAAGGUAAAAUAAUUAAUAAUGUUUAGAUCUUGAUUAACAUAUUUAGAAAUAAGAAAAAGUAAUUAUUGAUUAAGCAAAUGAGAUAAAGUCUUUGAAAAUUAGAAUAAAUCAAAAGGAUAUGUUGAAUACACCUAUAUUCGAUAAUCCAAUUGAUCAAUUAUUAGCAUACCCUAAAUCCCUUAAUGAACUUGGUUUAUAAAUAUAAGAGGAAUUUGAGAAGUUAAAAUCUUAAUUAAAAGAAAAGGAAUAAGAAUUACACUAACUUAAAUAAAACCCUGAAAAUCAAAGAAGAUCAUACAAACCAAAUACCUCUCAAGUAGAUGAAGUUAUAAAACAACAUGAGGAGAUUGAUGAAAUUUUAAUUGAAUUAGAGAAAAAGCUAUAUGACAAAAAGCAAUAAAAAUAAGAAUUAGAAUAGAAAAUAGAUACUUAUGGGGAAGAUGAAAAAAUAUUAAAAUAAUUGAAAUCAUAAAUAUCUGUAUUGAAUGAGCAAUUAGUAGUAGAGAAAGCUUAUAAUUAAGAAGUAAGAGUUCAAUUAAAGAAAUUAUAAUAAGAGACUGAGAGUUUAAAUGAUUAAUUAGAGAAGAAAUUAGCAGAGAAAUAAGAAUUUGAAGAUUAAUUAACAAAGACAAAUAGUUAAUUAGAAUAUUUAAAAUCUUAAAAUAUUAUGUUAGGAAUUGGAACACCUAUAAAAGGAGAAACUGAAAAAUUAAUAGCAAUAGAUGACUUAGUAAAAUAGAAUUAAGCUGUUGAUGAUUUAAUGAAUGAAUUAUAAAAUAAAUUGAAUGAGAAAUAAUAAGCUCAUAAUUUAAUGUUAGAUUAAAUAAGUAGGAAUAAUUUAUUUGAAAAUGAAUAAAACUCUUCAACAUCUCUUAAACCUUCAAAUAUGUCUCCAAAAAAGGAAUUAAUUUCAUAAUUAGAAAUUGAAUAACAUGAAUGUGAUAUUAUAUAAUAGUAAUUGAAAUUAAAACAAUUAGAAAUUUAAGAAUUAAAGGAAUAAUUAAAAAAGGAAGAAUAAUAAGUGUUUAAUUUAUAAAAUAGACUACAAGAGGAAAUAGAAGUUAAGGUUUCAGUUGAAUAGUAACUUUAAAGUGUAUAAUCAAAAUAAAUAAUAAUAUAACCAACAGUAACUUCUUAAAUUUAAGAAUUACCUACAAUUAAUAUCUUUGGUCCUCAAACUGAAUCAAUUCCUUAAGAUUAUUAGUUUUAAAUUGAGUAAUUAUAGGAGACAAUUAGAUAAUAGGAAUCAUAGAUUGAAUUUUUAAAGUUUGAAAUUCAAUAAAAGGAUGAAAUAAUGAGUAUGUCAUAACAUACUUACUUAUAAGAUUUAAAUCAAUAGAAUUAAGAUGUUGAAAAUAGGAUAUAAGAUUUAAAGAAGCAAUUGAGUUAUAAAAUAAAAAGAAAAGAUUAAUUGGAAUCUAUAGUAAAUGAGGAUUAAAAACCUAAGAGAAAAUCUUUUGUAUAAAAUACAGAGUUGAUGGAUUUGUAAGAAUAAUUACAUGAAAAGAAUAUGAAUAUUGUGUAAUUAUAUGAAGAAAUAUCUAAAUUAUAAAAAUAGUUAUAUGAUAAGGAAUAAGAAUUAUAAUCAAGAGAUGUUGAAUUAAGAUAUUAAGCAUUAAUGAAAACAAAUGAAGAUUAAUGUGAAAAGGCUGAUGAAUUAGUUAAAAGGAAUUUAGCAAUGGAUGAGUUAAUUCAUUCAUUAGAAGUAAGAUUAGUUGAAAAAGAAUCUAAAUUAAAGGAAUUAGAAUAUUUGAAUUCAUCUAAGAAUUUUGAAAUUGAAUCUAAUUAAAAUAAUAAUUCAUUUUAUAAAGAUAGAGAAAGUAUUAUUAGAGAUAGUGGAAUUAAUUCAUAUGAUUAAGAUCAAGAUCAUUAAUUUGUUUAAUAAUAAUAAAUAUUAGCUGGUUUCAAUAGUAAUUUGGAUCAUUUAAAGAGUAAAGUAGAAUGUUAGAAAUAUGAAUUAUAAGAAAAGGAUAAGAUUAUUGAAUAACUUAAAUAAUAAUUAAAUGAUUUAAAAAGAAGUCAUUUUAAUUAAUAGAUUUUGGCAACUUAAGAUGUAUCUGUAAUUAAUAGAUCAAUUAAUGUAUUAUAAGAAUAAGCAGAUAAUUUAGUAAAAUAGAAUUUAGCUUUAGAAGAUGUUAUUCAUGAAUUAGAAUAUAAAUUAUAAGAGAAGAAAAAUAAAUAAGAAGAAGUCUAAAAGAUUAUUUAAAAUAUGAUGGAAGAAGAAGUAUAAUUGAGAUAAUUGAAAUCAGAUGAAAUGGUUAAAAAAAAUUUAGAAUUAGAUGAGAAAAUCUAAUAAAUGGAAUCAAGAUUGAUUCAAAAAUAAUAAUAAUAAUAUGAAUUAGAAUAAAGAUUAUCAUAACAUUAAAGAUCUAUGCCUUAGCCUUUAUAAGUAUUCCAUGAAGAUCAUGAUAUAAUCUAAGAUCAUAAUUCUAAUUUAUCUGAAUUAACUAUCUAAAUUGCUUAAAUAACAGAAUCAGUCAGAUAAUUAAGUUAAGAUGAUAUUGAAUUAGAAUUUUUAUUGAAAUAAAAGAAAGAAAAGUAAUCUUAAAUUGAAUAAUUAAAAUUGUUUAUUUAAUCUUCAACUGAUGUCCUAUAAGAUUUGUAAACUGAAUAAUAAAUUAAAUAGGAAUAAGUUGAAAAAAUGAAAUCACAAAAUAAAGAUAUUGAACAAAUGGUUAAUGAUUUAUAGAACUAGCAAAUUAAUUUAAUUGAAGAUGCCACCAAAUCUUAAUAAAAUGUUCCUAAUUGGUUGAAUUAGAAUAUGGAAUCAUCUAAAAGAUUAAAUGAACUUCAAAAAGGUUAAUAAAAAGUGAAAGAGCAAAUUAAAAAUUUAGAAUCCUUAAUUUUAGAUUUACAAAUAGUAGUCAAAGAAAAACAAGAUGAAUUAUAACGUAUAUCAUAAGAGAAUUAUUAAUUAUCAAUUUUAACAAGAAAAUAAAAAUAAAAGAGAGAUCAUUUAUUAAGAGAAUAAAUGCCAUUGGGAGAGAAGGUAGGUUUACUUGAAUAAUAAGUGAAUGAUUUAAUAUUAGAAGAUAAAAGAUUAACUUCUGAAUUAGGUAGAUUAUUUUAAGAGGCUGAAUCAGCUAAAUAAGUAAAGUAACUUAAAGAAUAAUAAAUAUCUGCUUUGAGUAUUGAGAGUUAACAAUUGGAUUAAAAUAUUAUGUUAUUAAAAGAUGAUAUAGAAUAAGCUAAGAUAUUAGAAUAAUAAUUACUCGAUCAAUAGAAUUAAUAUAAAUAAAAGAAUGCAUUAAUAGAAUAAGAAAUUAAAAUCUACACAGAAAUGAAUUUGGAUAGUGCAAAUAUAAAUAGAAAGAUUGAAGAUCUAACUCAUUAAAUUUCAGAGGAAAAAUAAUUAUUAGAAUAACUAAUUGAAGAAUUGCAAAUUCAAAAAGAAUAAGUCUUAUUAAUUGUUCCUUAAAAAGAAGAAAUAUUAAAAUUAUAUUUAUAAACCAAACAAUAAUAUGAUUAAAGUGUGGAAGAUCUAUCUGAAUUAUAGAAAUUAUAGUAAAAAGUAUAAGAUUAAAAGAAUUAAGUAAUGUAAGAAGUUAAUUAUCUUAAAUUAUAUACAGAAAAUUAAGAAAAAUAAUUACUUGAAUUGUAGACUUUAAGAACUAAACUAGAAGAUAGUAUUAAAUAAGAAAAUACUUUAAAAAAUGCAAUAUAGGAUAAGGCUGAUAGGAUAUAAUAAGAAUUAGAUCGUAAUAAAUAAGCAAUUCAAGCAUAAAUUUAGAUAUUAGAGAAAUAGAAUAGAGAAAAAGAACAAAGAUAAGAGCAGAUUAAGAAAAUUUAAUUUGAAAUUGAAGAUUAAAAAAAUAAUUUAAAUAAAUUGACAGAUUAAUAAAUGAAACAUCUACAUUAAUUAGAUUAAAUAGCAAAAUUAGAUAAGGAUAUGGAAAGAUUAAUGAAAGAAGUAUUUGAGAAAGAAGAAUAAGUUUAAUAAUAUGCAGGAUUAGUAUAUUAAAAAUAAUAAAAAGUAAAUGAUUAAAAAUAGAAAUUUAAUUAAUUGGAAGAUGAAUUGAAAUUUUAUGAAAGAGAAGAGGAAGAAAUAAAAAAGAGAAUAUCUGAAUAAGAUGAGAAACUUAGUAAAUUAGAAAGAGAAUUUUAAAUAAGGUCAGAAAAAAGAAGUAAAUUUGAAGAUGAUUUAGCAAAAGCUGAAAUGGAUUUAAUUAGUUUAGAAGAAAUGUUAAGAAAUAAGGAUGAAGAAUUAAGAAGUUUUAAUGAAUCAAAAGAAGAAUUGAUAAAAUAUAAAUAACAAUAUAAUACUAUUAGAGGAGAAAUAAGAGAAAAAUAAGAAUAGAUCUAAGAAUUCGAGAAAUAGAGAUCUAAAUUAUCAGAGGAAAUCAAAAAGGAAUAAGAUUAAUUAACAGAUAUCAAUUAAGAAAUUUAUCAUAAUAAAAUUAAAGAGGAGGAAAUGAAUUUUUAAAUAAAAUAGAAAUUAAAGGAUUUAGAAUCAUUAAAUGAUUAAUUCAAAAAAUUAGAUGAAGAUGCAAAAAUGUUAGAGGCUGUAAUUUAAUUAAAAGAGAAAGAAUUGAAAUAAUAUUAAGAGAAGAAAGAAACACUUAAAAAGGAUUUAGAAGCAACAAAUUUAUAAGUAGUUGAAGUAAAGAAACAAUUAAAUAAAAAGAAACAAUAAAAAUCAAUAAUAAUAGAUCCUAAUGAAGUAGAAGUAUAUGAAGAAACAUUAUCAUAAUAAAUAAGUUGUUUAAAUACUAAAAACUUAAAUUUAAAGGAUGAUUUACAGAAAUUAGUAUAAUCAUAAAGUCAACCAAUAUUUUAAACAAUGUAAUAGAUGGAAGGAACUAAGACUUAAUUAGAAGAAUUAUAAUUAACUAUAAAAGAAAAGGAUAAGAAAUUAGAUUUAUUGGAAUAAUAAUUAUAGCAAUUAUCUAUGCAUCAAUCUAGAGUUACUAUUUAACCUAGUUUUUAUUUUGAUGAUGAUCCAUUAUUAUUAGAAUUGUAGGAUAAAUUUACUAAAGAAAGUGAAAUGUUAGAUGAUUUAUAAUAAAAAUUAAAGAGAACAGCUGAGAGGCAUCAUGAAUUAGCUGUUAAAUUAUAAGAGUGGGCAGAAAAAGAACAUAAAUUGGCUAUAGAAUUAGAUUAAAGAAGAUAAUGUGUUGAAAAAAUAGAAAAAGAAUUAGAAGUAUUAUUUUAAAAGUAAUCUGAUUUAGAAAAUGAUAAAGUUAAUAUUUUAUAAAAGUUAUAUUAAUUAGAUUUAGAUAAUUAAGAAUUAAAUGAAUAAGAAAUUAUAUCUAGGAAUAGAAUAAAAGAAAAGAAAGAUUAUGUAUAGGUAUUAUUCAAGAAUUUAAUAGAAAUGGAUGAAAAAUUGUUAUAAUUGAGGAAUCGAAUGUCUGUUUAUUCAAGAGAAGGUAGAUAAUUAGCAGAAUAAGUAGAAAAUUUGGAGAAUGAAAAAGAAAUGAAAUAAGAAAGUUUAUAAAUAAUUUAAGAGGAAUUAGAGAGUUUAGAAUUAGAAAAAGGAGAAAAAUAAAAUAUGAUUUAAUAGAUUAAGAAGGAGAUUUAAGAAUAAAAUAUAGAUAAGGAUAAAUUAGAAACAUAAUAUGCUUUAACACAUAGUAAAAAUUAACAAUUAAAAUUAUUAAUUGGAGUUGAGGAAGCUUUAUAUAAGAAAUUUUAGACUGAACUAGAAAUUCAAUAGAAAAGAGAAUAAAGCAAAUAUGAAAAUAUGUUUGUAUGCAAUAGUACAUAAACCUAUUAUGAAGUUGAUUAAAUUGAAGUAUUAAUGGAUAAUCUAGUUGGAUAUAAAAUAACAAAAAAAGAAUUGUUAAAAUUGAAAUAAGAAUGUUAUGCUGAAAUAUAACAAUUAUUUACUUAAAAUAAAUCUUAUAUUUAGGAUAAUGUAAAUGUGAGAAAUCUAAUUUAAUUUUAAUAAAUUCUAAUCUAAGUUUUGGAAAGUGAAAAUCUAUUAAUAUCUGAUAAAAUAACAUCAAAUAAAUCUUUAAAAAUACAAUCUGAAGAAUAAAAUACAUUUACAUUAGAAUUAGUAAGUAUAUUAAAUUAUUAAGAUCGAUAUGAUGAUGAAUACCUCAGCUUUAAUUGAAAUUUCAAUUAAUGAACAUAGUUUAAAUAUAGCAGAUAAGAAAAUACCUAGAUAAUGGAUAGUUGAUAAAUAUUUUGAUUAUAAUCAUCAAAUAUAUCCCUUGGGAAUAUUGUAUAUUGUUUACAAGGUAAUUAUACAUCAAUAUCUAGGUAUCACUAUGUUAAGUAAUAACUUUAGCAUUAACAGGUACUAAAAUAAUCUAAUUAUAUUCUUAAAUUUGA
Paramecium pentaurelia is the source of this 6325-nucleotide messenger RNA. NCBI's taxonomy places the organism in Eukaryota, Ciliophora, Oligohymenophorea, Peniculida, Parameciidae. The record is from the annotation of a GenBank genome assembly.